AACAUGGCGGACGACAAGGAUCCUCUGAGGCAGCUGAAGGAUCUCGCACAGCUGAAGGAUCAGCUGGAGGACAUCCAGAGACGCGUGGAGAACGAAGUGCAGGCGGGAAUCCCACAGGGUGGCUCGUUGCUGGCCUCUCCCUUUCUCAAGGGCUUUCUGGCUGGGUACGUGGUGGCGAAGCUCCGCUCCUCAGCUGUCCUGGGGGUGGCUCUGGGCACGUGCACUGGCAUAUAUAUCGCUCAGACCUACAACGUGCCCGAUAUUGAGAGGACCCUGAAGGACUACUUCAACAACAUCAGAAAAGGGCCCAACUAACCGGGGCGGGGCACCCCCUCUGCCUCUGGAGGGGUGGUCAGUUGCCUCGUUCUCCGCAGAGCGUUCAACGUCAGAGCCCCGGAGGAUGACAUUC
Messenger RNA from Megalops cyprinoides (Indo-Pacific tarpon), 409 nucleotides. Its product is annotated as SLC35A4 upstream open reading frame protein-like. Lineage: Eukaryota; Metazoa; Chordata; Actinopteri; Elopiformes; Megalopidae. The record is from RefSeq and is a predicted model, not a curated record. The transcript is spliced from 3 exons. The coding region runs from base 4 to 315 and encodes 103 amino acids.